Molecule: messenger RNA, 4047 nt
Organism: Chelmon rostratus (copperband butterflyfish)
Lineage: Eukaryota; Metazoa; Chordata; Actinopteri; Chaetodontiformes; Chaetodontidae
Gene: enpp1
Product: ectonucleotide pyrophosphatase/phosphodiesterase 1
Exons: 23
Coding region: 31-2430 (799 amino acids)
Biological process (GO): inorganic diphosphate transport; nucleoside triphosphate catabolic process; negative regulation of fat cell differentiation
Cellular component (GO): cell surface
Molecular function (GO): nucleic acid binding; dinucleotide phosphatase activity; phosphodiesterase I activity
Source: RefSeq, a predicted model, not a curated record
CACUGGCAGGAGCGAGCAGCGCUCAGCGGCAUGGAGGGAACCAAAGGAGAGGAGCGCUCGGCCGAACAGGCAGCGUCUUUAUUUGGAGCACCAGAGCUGGAGAGUCAAAGGAGAAACACCGAGCAGGCAAAGAAGAGGAAUAACUGCAAAAUCAUUACUGGGGUUCUGCUGCUGUGCCUGCUGGUGGUCAUCCUGGCUGUGGUGUUUGCUCUGAAAAAGGGCAGCAAUGGCAACGGAGGGGACCUCUGGCUGCAGCAGGCCGAUGAAGAGAUCCAGCAACCGCAGUGUCCACCCGGUUUUUCCAGGCCUCCUCUCAUCCUGGUGUCAUUGGACGGUUUCAGGGCGGGGUACUUGAAAGAUCACGGCAGCCACCUUCCCGUCAUCAACAAGCUGCGAAAUGCAGGAACAACAACGCCAUACAUGAGGCCUGUCUAUCCCACAAAGACCUUUCCCAACCACUACAGCAUUGUGACCGGUCUUUAUCCUGAGUCUCAUGGGAUUGUGGACAACAAGAUGUACGACGUGACCCGGAACGCUUUCUUCAGCUUGAAAACUGACGAGAAAUUCAACGCAAAAUGGUACCAGGGAGAGCCAGUCUGGGUCACUGCCAUGCGUCACAAACUGAAAACAGGAACCUUCUUCUGGCCUGGCUCAGAUGUAGCCAUCAAUGGCACCUUCCCAGACUUUUACAAGGUGUAUGACAAGACCGCUACAUUUGAGAAGCGAGUGUCGACGCUGUUUGAAUGGCUCAGUUUACCUCAGGGAGAAAGACCUGACUUCUACACUUUGUACCUGGAUGAACCUGACACAUCCGGACACAGUUAUGGGCCAGCGAGCAGCCAGGUCGUUCGGGCCUUGGAAAAUGUGGACAGAAUUCUGGGCAUGCUGAUGGACGGCCUGACACAGAGAGACCUGCAUCACUGUGUCAACGUGAUAGUCAUAUCAGACCACGGAAUGGAGGAGGCUUCAUGUUUGAAGGCAGCAUUUGUGUCAGACUACCUGGACAACACAGAUGACUUUAUUGUCAUCCAAGGCCCGGCUGCUCGCAUCAGACCCAGUCGCCUCCCUGAGAAUUACUUUUCCUUCGACUAUGAGGGCCUGGUGAAGAACCUGUCGUGCAGGAACUCUGACCAGCCAAUGAGGCCGUACCUCAAAGAAAACCUCCCCAAAAGGUUGCACUUUGCUAACAACAAACGCAUAGAGAGAGGACACCUGUAUAUGAAGCAGGGCUUUCAGGCAGCGCUUAACCAGCGGGAGCUGAAGUACUGCACCGGUGGAUUCCACGGCUCCGAUAACCUCUUCACCAACAUGCAGGCGAUCUUCAUUGGCUACGGUCCAGGAUUUAAAGAUAACACUGUUGUGCCUCCUUUUGAAAACAUUGAAAUAUACAAUCUCAUGUGUGAUCUCCUCGGUAUUCGCCCCGCUCCGAACAACGGGACUCACGGCAGCCUGAACCACCUUCUGAAGAAUCCCGUACACCUUCCAGUUCACCCGGCGCAGCUCUCACAUGACUCCCCCUGUGAGGCCAGUGACCCCGUCCCCGCCGACGAUCUGCAGUGCUCCUGUAGCUCACAAACCAAGGCAAUGGAGACAGAGCUGAACAGACAGCUGAUGUCAGCGAAUUACACUGUUAAAGACAGGUUACGUCGCCUCCAUCAUCCCUUCGGCACCCCUCGAGUCGUCCAACCGUUUGCCAGCUUUUGUGUUCUCCACCACUCCAGCUACCUCAACGGGUACAGCAAAGACCGCCUCAUGCCCCUCUGGGUGUCGUACACCAUCCAGCCUCUGACCAGCGUCCAGCCCCUGAGCCCGGAGUCGGAGGCGUGUGUUCGUGCUGACGUCCGCAUCCCGAUGGCCAACAGCCAGCUGUGUCUGCGCUACAGAGACAACCCCGCUCUGUCCUAUGGCCUGCUGCAUCCCCCCAAUCUGGCUGCCAGUGGCACUGAGACAGACUCUCUAAUCACUAGCAACAUGGCACCAAUGUUCCCCAUGUUUAAAGCUGUUUGGACUCAUGUCCACGAUGUGCUGCUUCCGAAAUAUUCCCAACAGCUGAACGGAGUCAACGUCAUGAGUGGGCCGAUAUUCGAUGGAGACUAUGAUGGAAGCGUUGAUGCGCUCAAAGCAAUCUCAGGGAAUGAGGCGCCCACCCCGACACAUUUCUUCAUGAUCCUGACCAGCUGCGGGAACUCGACCUUCAGCCCUGUUAACUGCAAGGGUCCCCUGCAGGCCAGGUCCUUCAUCCUGCCCCACAGACCCGACUACUCAGAGAGCUGCGCUAGCGGCUCGGACUUGACGUGGGUGGAGGAUUGGCUGCAGUUUCACGCGGCGCGAGUCCGAGACGUCGAGCUCCUGAGCGGACUCAGCUUCUACCACGACAGGUUAUCGGUGGAGGAGACGCUACAGCUCAAGACGCUGCUACAGACUGCUUAAAACCAGAGACAUUACCGAGUGAAGCUUUAAUGUCCAAAGGAAGCCAUACUGGUCUGCACGGCAGGCCUCUGUCCACCUGGACCCAGUUAACUGACUAUCAGUGGGCCGAACGGGCGCCUCGCUAAUAAAAGUUUCCUGUGGUCAAACCAAAUUGAUCCCAGUUCCAUCCAGGUUUUUUGUGAUACGUUUUCUAAAAAUAAUGAUUCAAUGUGUGAAAGCCUUAUAAAGAUAUAUAUAUAUAUAUAUAUAUUUGUUUUUGAUCAUGUUUUUAUAAAUGAUUUUAAGGAGAAGAGUCAGAGGGCAUUUUUAUUAAUGAGGCUCCGGAUCUCUGAACCAAAGAUGCCGUCACAUCUGCUGAGCGGCUCCAAAGUUUUUCCUGAGAUGGGCAAGUUUGGCAGGAACAAAAUAAAAGGGAAAAGAAACAUUUAUUGAUGGAAGGAGAAUCUUAUUUAUACUGCAGUUGUUUUUGUUGGCAGGGGCGCUUCAGGAAACGCAUGAUAAUCUGGAAACAGUCUGCUGUCACACAUCUGGAGAGCUGACUGGAAAACCCCCCCAACAACAGACAGAGAGGAAGGUUUUAUCUGCCAGAUGUUGUCACUGUAUGUUCAUGGUUUUUAUUUUUGUAUUUUAAUUACGCAGCACCAGUGUUGUUUUUAGUAUUUUGUAAAUUUUUGGUUUGGUUAAUGCCAUUUUGAGAUAAUUCUUCGUUUUUUGAGCGUGUGUGUGAGGAAAUGUGUGUGUACUGUAUGCAUGGAUGGAUUACAAAAUGGAAAUGUAAAAAAAAAAAAAAGCCCCGCCCACACAGGAGCGAGACACCCAGGCUGAAUCAGACAAAACGACUACAAACGACACAGCUUGUUUCUAUUUGUGUGUCUUUGUGGCAGUUCUACAUCUUUUUAUGGUCGUUUUUUGACUCUUUGUAGUCAUUUUUCAUCUCGUUGUUGCAUCUCUUUGAACUUUUUUUUCACCUCCUUGCAUCUCUCAGCACGACUCAUUUGUUGUUCUGUUGUACCUCGUUAUGGUUGCGUUGUGUGUCGUAUAGUCGUUUUGCAUCUUUUCAUGGUCAUUGUGCAUCUCUCUGUAGUUCUCGCUCUCCUUUUGUCUAUUUGCUGUCAUUUUGUGUCUUUAUGCAUAAUUUUCCAUCUCUUUGAAUUUAUUCUGUCUCUCUGAAGUCAUUUUGUGUCUAUUCAUUGUCAUUUCUUCUCUAUUUGUGGUCAUUUUAUCUCUUUGUAGCCAUUUCUUGUCUAUUUGUGCUCAUUUUGUGCCUCUUUGUAGUCAUUUUGCGUCUGUUUGUAGUCGUUCUGCGUCUGUCUGUAGUCGUUUUGCGUCUCUUUCGCUGACAUUCUGCAGGUGAAUCACUGAAACUCUGGCGCUGUUGUGCACGCUGGAGAUGAAGCUGGCCUGUUCGGCGAUCCGUCCAUGCCUGUUUGUGUAAAUGUGAGUGCGAGUGUUCAGUGUUUUUAUCUUUGCUCUUCACAGUGACUGUCUGAACGUCGAGGCCGUUCGUUGGAAAACAAGAAAAGUUCAGUACAGAUUUCCAUUAUGUGUCGUCACUUUUUUUUCAGUUUUGUCAGAAAUGGCAGCCAGGCUCAGAUACAUAAAAAAAACUCUUCUACA